AUGUCUCCCUCUCCUGCACCCCAGCCUCCUCUACCUGCCAGCUCUAGCAACUUACUUCGUUUUGAUGGAGAUCUUUCACUCGUGCCAAACGGAAACGGAAUCCUGCCGGAACACCUACAAGAUUCCAAUUCCAUAUCUGAACCUUUGGAAAGCAGUGAGCUGGACAGUAUGCGCGCAAGGCUGCAUCAGCUAGGCCUGGCAAGCCCUCGUUCUACCAAUCCCGGUGCUACACUUGUCGAACGUGAGCUCGCGGGCAUGGUCUUACGUCUAGCUUCGAAUUCCGUUCUCCACCCGUCACCUACCCAACUCGCGUUACAAGCCGAGACUAUUGCCGAAUUAACCUCCCAGCGCGAUCUCCUCAUACAAGAAAGGGAGGAGCAGCGGCUGCGUUGGGAAGUCGAACGUCAAGGCUGGGAGAGAAGCGCGGAGGCCUUACUUGGCAAACGGCGUACUGCUGGUGAUGCCGCAGAAAGAGACUACGUGAGUGAAUAA
This is a messenger RNA of Fibroporia radiculosa, 492 nucleotides long. RefSeq lists its product as uncharacterized. The record is from RefSeq and is a predicted model, not a curated record. The transcript has 2 exons. Bases 1 to 492 code for a protein of 163 amino acids. Lineage: Eukaryota; Fungi; Basidiomycota; Agaricomycetes; Polyporales; Fibroporiaceae.